AUGUCUCCAGGGAAGCGACCAUUGAUAAUGCAGUUGCUAGGAUACGUCUGCACCUUUUCUCGUUAUUUUCCGAGUUUUCUCUCGUCAAAACGUUCUUCAUUGUUCGGUGUGGCCAUACAGUUGACAUGUCACUUCCUUUUCUCAAUUCUGUUGGAUUCUCUUUUUUUACGCUUUCUUUUUCUCUCCGUUAAAUCGACAUUUUCCUUGCGCAAUCUAACGGCUUGGCAUUAUUCUUUUUUGAAAUCUUUAUUUUUCCCGCUUUCUUUUUUCCACUCCUCUCGAUGUUAUCUAUCUAUCUAUCUAUCUAUGUAUCCGUUCAUAUCUCAUUUUAUUCUUAUCUAUCUAUCUAUCUAUCUCAGUGAAUCAUCUAUCUAUCUAUCUAUCCGUUCAUAUCUCAUUUUAUUCUUAUCUAUCUAUCUAUCUAUCUAUCUCAGUGAAUCAUCUAGCUAUCCUCUAUCUAUCUAUCUAUCCGUUAAUAUUUUAUUCUUAUCUAUCUAUCUCUCUAUCUCAGUCUAUUCAUUAUCUAUCUAUCUAUAUAUCCAUCUAUCCGUUCAUAUCUCAUUUUAUUCUUAUCUAUCUAUCUAUCCGUUAAUAUUUUAUUCUUAUCUAUCUAUCUAUCUCAGUCUAUUCAUUAUCUAUCUAUCUAUCCGUUCAUAUCUCAUUCUAUUCAUAUCUAUCUAUCUAUCCGUUCAUAUCUCAUUCUAUUCAUAUCUAUCUAUCUAUCUAUCCGUUCAUAUCUCAUUCUAUUCACAUCUAUCUAUCUAUCUAUCUAUCUAUUUUUCCCUGUCUGUCUGUUCGUGUCUGUUCUGUUUGUCCUUUCUUCUUUAUAAUCAUUCUUUCUUUUAUUUCUCUUUGUUUGCUUGUUUCUUUCUUUCAUUUUUUCUUUUUUUUCUUUCUUUCUUUGAAUCCUCUCUGCUUUACAUUAUUUUUCUACAUCCUCUGUUCAUAUCUAUCUAUCUAUCUAUCUCAGUCUGUUCAUAUCUAUCUAUCUAUCUAUCUCAGUCUGUUCAUAUCUAUCUAUCUAUCUAUCUAUCUAUCUAUCUAUCUACCAUAACCAAUGGCUCUUCUCAUUUUAUUCUUAUCUAUCUAUCUAUCUAUCUAUCUAUCUCAGUGAAUCAUCUAUCUAUCUAUCUAUCUAUCCGUUCAUAUCUCAUUUUAUUCUUAUCUAUCUAUCUCAGUGAAUCUAUCUAUCUAUCUAUCUGUUGA
Messenger RNA from Acanthosepion pharaonis, 1206 nucleotides. The record is from the annotation of a GenBank genome assembly. NCBI's taxonomy places the organism in Eukaryota, Metazoa, Mollusca, Cephalopoda, Sepiida, Sepiidae.